Messenger RNA from Bathycoccus prasinos, 501 nucleotides. RefSeq names its product ribosome biogenesis protein RLP24 (gene RLP24). The coding region runs from base 1 to 501 and encodes 166 amino acids. NCBI's taxonomy places the organism in Eukaryota, Viridiplantae, Chlorophyta, Mamiellophyceae, Mamiellales, Bathycoccaceae. Gene Ontology annotation, cellular component: nucleolus. The transcript has a single exon. The record is from RefSeq and is a predicted model, not a curated record. Gene Ontology annotation, biological process: ribosomal large subunit biogenesis.
AUGCGACUCGAAAAGUGCUGGUUCUGUAGCUCGACAAUAUAUCCAGGCCAUGGAAUAUGUUUCGUUCGAAACGACUCGAAACUGUUUAAAUUUUGUCGCACUAAGUGUCAUAAGAACUUUAAAAUGAAGCGGAAUCCUAGAAAAGUGAAGUGGACAAAAGUAUAUCGUGCUUUGCAAGGUAAAGACUUGUGCAAUGAUACGGUAUUUCAGUUUGAGCGUCGAAGGAAUCGUCCAUUAAAGUAUAAUCGCGAAAUAAUUAAUUCCACUUUAAGUGCGCUUGGUAAGUUAGAUGCCAUACGUAGUCGUCGAACAAAUAGGUUCUUCGAAAAUAGAGUGAACAAAGCGAAGGACGUGAAAUUUGUGCACGAUAAGCAGCUGAUAGAGCAGAAUAUUGGUCUUGUUCGAAGUUCACACAACGGGAGAAUGAAAGACACCAAAGAUUCAAACAAAAUAAAAUUAGAUGCGUCGAUGACCUUGUUUCAUAGUAAACAGGAAGAGUAG